GCGCCAUCUGUCGCCCAAUACUUGUCUCGUUGUUUGUGUCGUCGUUUAAAAGACAUCAAAAUGAAGAAAAAGGUGCUUCUCAUGGGAAAGAGUGGUUCGGGAAAGACGAGUAUGCGGUCCAUCAUAUUCGCCAAUUACAUCGCCAGAGACACGCGAAGACUCGGCGCCACAAUCGAUGUCGAGCACUCUCACGUCCGCUUCUUAGGUAAGUCUCGCUCGUCCUCUUCUGUCGCGGCUCUCAUUCGUCGCUCUUUUCAGGCAAUCUUGUGCUCAAUCUGUGGGACUGCGGCGGACAGGAAGCCUUUAUGGAGAACUACUUCGCCGCUCAGCGCGAGGUUCGUGUCUUUCGACAUUCGGCCACAACUAACACUCUCUCGUCCGCAGAAUAUCUUCCGAAACGUCGAGGUCUUGAUCUAUGUCUUUGACGUCGAGUCGCGCGAACUCGAGAAAGACAUGCAUUACUACCAGUCGUGUCUGGAGGCCAUCCUCCAGUUCUCGCCCGAAACCAAGAUCUUCUGUCUCAUCCAUAAGAUGGAUCUCGUGCAGGAGGACCAGCGCGAACUCAUCUUCAAGGAGCGCGAGACGGACCUGAAGCGGUUGUCGCGGCCGUUGGACUGCACGUGUUUCCGGACCUCGAUUUGGGACGAAACCCUGUACAAGGCGUGGUCAACGAUCGUCUACUCUCUCAUUCCUAAUGUUCACGAAUUGGAGAAACAUUUGCGACAUUUCGCCGAAAUCAUUGACGCCGACGAAGUGCUGCUCUUCGAAAGGGCCACCUUUCUCGUCAUCUCCUACUCGCAGCGCAAACCCCACCGCGACGUCCACCGCUUCGAGAAGGUGUCGAACAUAAUCAAGCAGUUCAAGCUGUCCUGCUCCAAACUCGCCGCUCAGUUCCACUCCAUGGAAGUCAAGAACCAGAACUUCGCCGCUUUCAUCGACGUCUUCACGCCCAACACCUACGUAAUGGUCAUUAUGUCCGACGCAUCCAUUCCUUCGGAGGCGACGAAGAUUAACAUUAGGAACAGUCGAAAGCACUUCGAGAAGUUGGAAGGCGUUCGCAACGCUCAGACAUUUCCGCGAAACUGAUUCUCCAAUAAAUAUCUCUCUAUCGAUAGUAUUCGUGAAAAAAAUAGUUCUCUUUAUUCAAAAAUAUGCGCCCAAUAGACGGGCCGUCAUCUCAAUAAACUGCUUGUGAUUGGCG
Oppiella nova is the source of this 1201-nucleotide messenger RNA. The record is from the annotation of a GenBank genome assembly. NCBI's taxonomy places the organism in Eukaryota, Metazoa, Arthropoda, Arachnida, Sarcoptiformes, Oppiidae.